Dimorphilus gyrociliatus is the source of this 1815-nucleotide messenger RNA. The record is from the annotation of a GenBank genome assembly. Lineage: Eukaryota; Metazoa; Annelida; Polychaeta; Dinophilidae.
AUAGAUUUCCAGUCUGUUAGAUUGAUAGACAGUUUUUUAUUCGUAAUGAAUUCAAAACCGAGAGUAAAGGUGAGCUGUUAAGCAAUAAUUUUCAUUAUUUUAUAUUUAAUUAAGUUUAAAAAGUUUGAAGAUUAAGUUAAAAUUAUUUAGAAAACUUUUUCCCGUUUAAAAAACGAGAGAAUAGAGCAAGAAAAGUUAGGAGAUAUUGUCCAGACGAAGUGUUAAUUACAAUUUUACAUAAUUCAAUUGACUUGUUCUAAUUAAUUACCCCAUUAAACUUACUCUUAGUCAAUUAAUUCGAAUUAUGGUUAACUUUAUAUAUACUCAUGUACAAUACACAUAUAUAAUCAUCUAUUCCCUAGUGUUUGUUGGCUUUCAGGGUCAGUUAUAGUUCAGUAGUUGAUAUGCUCUAGUCUUUUACCAUAGAUUCCUAUUAGCUCUUUUUUGUAAUUUAUUAUUCUUUCUUUGUUAGCCUUAAUACCAUUUGUAUUGUUAUUAAUUUUGCAUUAACACUUUCAGUCGACCAGAGGAAAAGGUAAAGGAUCAAAACAAGUAAGUUAAUUUUUUAGUCCUCAUUAAUAUUCAGUUUACCGUCAAAAAUUAUUAUUUUUCAAUAUCCUUUAGUCUUAUGUUUUGUUUAAUUUUUUAUCCCAAGCCUUAAGGGGAAUUAAUUUUAAUUUAAUAUUCAAAAUUUCGCGCCACCGGAAGAAAUCUUUAUUAUUUAAGGGAAUAAUAUUUAAGUAUUAAAUGUUGAAAAACAUAACUUUGUAAAUAUCAAACUUGGAAAUUAAUAGUUAAAAAGCAAGAAAAUAUUAUAAAUAAAUAGUAUUUUUGAAGUUAAUAUCUUAGUAGUCUCCAUAGAAACGGAGACAGUAAAUAAUGUCUGAGAAACGAUCGACGUCCGUAGCUAAAAAGCAUAGUGUUUCCCAGAAAAUCAAGCGAAAAAAGCACGAAACUGAUGCCUUUAGGGAAGAGGAUAUUAUAAAGGAGUCGUUAGCCUUCAAAGUUCUUUCGGAGGAGAUUACAAAAGAAUGCCUAGAAUGUAGCGACGUUUUAAAGAUAGAAGAAAAAUUACUUGACUUUCUCAAAUUACAACAAACACAUAUUGAUUUAAAAGAAGGAUCAGCUCUCGAUUACUAUGUUGGACUAGUUUGGUUUGCCAAACAACAAAAAUAUAAUGCAGAACAAACGUCAGCUCUUUAUACCGUAGGUCAUAAUUUAUUCGAUAAUAUUCAAGAAAAACACAUAAGCCUAGUUGAGAAUUUAAAAGAACUUAAAAAGUACUUUGCCGGAAUAGCUAUGAAUGACACUGUCGAAUUAUCUGGAGGAUUAGAAUGUUUUGAUUUAAAUCAAGCUAAAGAUAUUCUAACUUUUUUAAAUAUAACCAUCUUUCAACAUUAUCGAUUGUACGAGUAUAUGUUUUGCUGCACUCAGGCAGAAGAAAUAAUAGGUCUUGAUUUAGAGGUUGAAGUACCUAAACCGGCAACUCUACCCUGGCCAGCUCCCCUAGACGAAGCCGUUGAUGAAUCUCUAUUUAAACAGUAUAUAGCCCCGCCUCCAGAACCAACGCCGGAACCUGAAUUAAGUGAAGAAGAAUUAGCAGCUCUUAAAGCGGCCGAAAUUGAAAAGGAUAUUGAAACGGCGAAAAGAGAAGACGAACUCCUAAGUCAAUUGCAACCUGAGGAAAUAAAAAAGAUUAUUUCUGAAGUUUUCGAAGAAGUUGUUGGAACCGUCGAUCACCAGGUUGCUGAAAAAUUAAGAGAAAAAGAGAAUCAAUUCAUUCAAAGGAUAAAUAAAAUACAUAAAGUAUUAUAG